Molecule: messenger RNA, 1038 nt
Organism: Rotaria sp. Silwood2
Lineage: Eukaryota; Metazoa; Rotifera; Eurotatoria; Philodinida; Philodinidae
Source: the annotation of a GenBank genome assembly
AUGCAUCCAAGGCAACAAAUUGAAUUGGUAAGAUCAAAAAUAUCAGAUAGGCAGCAACCUUACUACAAUGCCUAUCUUCAAUUGUUAAAUUAUACAUAUAAUGCAUCGAAUCAUACUACUCAUGCUGUAGUUAAUUUUUCUAUUCCUGGCUAUUACGUCAAUCCUGCCCUACAUGUAAACAGAUCAUUCGACCUUCAAUCAGAUGGAUUUGAUGCGUAUGCUAGUGCAUUGGCCUAUCAGCUUAGUGGUGGUCAAUCUAAAUAUGCUGAUCAAUCGCUGCGCUUCUUGACUGCAUGGGCUGAAGUGAACAAGGAAUAUUCUGAUUCGGAUGGUCCCUUAGUUAUGACUUAUGCAGGGACAGCGAUGAUUCUUGCUGGCGAAUUACUCUCCAACUACAACGGAUGGAACUAUACGAAUAAGCAAGAGUACUUCAAUUGGGUACAAAAUGUCUAUCUGAAAGCAGCAACAGAAAUUCGAACACGCGCAAAUAACUGGGCAGAUUGGGGUAGAUUUGGAUCAGUUUUGACGGCGUACUUGUUGGACAAUGCACAAGAGAUGACUACCAGUAUCGAUUUGAUCAAGAGUGAUCUCUUUCUUAAAAUUGCCGAUGAUGGUCAUAUGCCUCAGGAAACGGUGAGAGAAGCUCACGGGAUUUGGUAUACAUACUUUUCACUGGCACCAAUGACGGCCGCAUGCUGGGUUGUCUAUCAAGCAACAGGCGAAAAUCUCUUUACUAAUUACUCGAAAGGCAAUGCUUCGAUUAAGCAUGCACUCGACUACUUAUUUUAUUAUAAUCUCCAUGGAAGAGAAUGGCCAUGGUAUCCAAAUGUCACUGUGGGAACACCGGCAGGAUGGCCUGGUGUCUUAUUUGAAGCCAUGUCAUCAAUUUAUAAUGAUAGUCGAUAUGUGGAAUAUGUGGAAGCGUCAAGACCGUUAUGCUACAAUCAUCAUCAUUAUGGUUGGGUGUUCCCUACGUUGAUGCCAGUUCAAUUAGGCGAUAUUAAACACUAUCCUGAGGGUGGAAGUGUGAACGUAUGA